GUUAUGUGACGUUCCCGGAAACACCCCUCUGCACGGUCUACCGUUAGAAACACAUUAGCGUGUUUGACCCUAGCUUCGAAACAUCGGUGUCUAAAGAAAAAACCCGAGUUUUACCCCAAAAAUCUCGUUUCGGGGUGAAAGAUGUGACGACAUCACUUCAAUGUCACCAAUUUCGUAAAGGACUUCACCAAAUUUUAUUUAUGAAAUUGUUCUGUUUGGUUGAAAUCUGCCCUAUAAGAUGGCGGACAGCAGGACUAUAUUAAAAGUUCUAUCUUUUCUCACAUUGUCUGUAUAUGUUUCACCAGCAGAUACACACUCUCUGCGGUUCUUCUACACCGCUGUCACACCAGGAAUAAAUGUCACUGCUGUUGGUCUGCUGGAUAGAGAACAGUUUGUGUACUACGACAGUAGCAUCAAGAAGAUGAUCUCAAAGACAGAGUGGAUACAGAAGAUCAGUACUUAUGAUAAAGAUUACUGGAACGUAGAAACAGAGCGUGUUAAGGAUUAUCAGGACACUGUGGCUACUGUAAUGAAAAGCUUGAAUCAAGCUGAAGGAGAUCAUACACUCCAGUUGGUGUUUGGCUGUGGGCUUGAUAACGGCACCAUUAGAGGAUACAGUCAGUACCGUUAUGAUGGAGAUUUCAUCAGUCUGGAUCUGAACUGGAACCAGGAACCUGGACGUGGAACCUGGACUGCAGCUAAUGAGAAAGCAGAGAUCUUUAUAAACAAGUGGGAUCCUAAAGGAGACCAGGCUAGAAAGUGGAUGGACUACCUGCAAUCUGACUGUAUUGAUCAGUUACAGAAGUUUGUGCUUCACAGCAGAGAGACUCUAGAGAGGAAAGUUCAUUCUGAGGUUUCAGUGUGCCAGAAACACUCUCCUUCUCCAGAGCUGGUGUGUAACGUUACAGGUUUCUUCCCCAAAGCAGUGAAUAUCACAUGGAGGAAGGACGGAGAGCACAUGCAUAAGGACGUGAAGCUCAGAAUGUCGUUAAUAAACCAGGAUGGAAGCUUCCAGAAGAGAAGCAUUUUGAAAGUCUCAGCUGAGGAGCUGCAGAAACACAACUACACCUGUGUGAUUCAUCACAGCAGCUUGGAGAAGGAGUUAGAGCUAAAUGUGAACAAGCAAUCAAACACAAAAGAUGGAGGAUCAGGUAGAGGGAAUAUUGGUAUAAUUGUUGCUGCAGUCAUCACUCUCCUUGUUCUCGUUGCUGUUGUUGGAGUGUUCAUCUUGAAGAAGAUAAAAUGUUCUGGUGCAGAAAAACCCCAUGAUGUUCAACAGAACGGAACUGAGAUACAUCCCUUAAAUUGACGUUCCAGUUGGAACAAUUGACGUUCCAGCCUCCACACUGAAGAGCAAUUUCCUGUCGAGGUUUUCCUCUACUGAAGCUUCCAUUCAAGGUGUGAAGAGUGAAUACAACAUGGCUUUCUAAUUCAUUGGUAGUUUCACAGUACUCCUAAACUCACCUGUAGAUGAAAACUGCCCCAACUGCUCCCCGGGUGCCGCAGCAUAAAUGGCCGCCCACUGCUCCGGGUGUGUGUUCACGGUGUUCUGAGUAUGGGUCACCAUACUUAGUUGUAUGUCACAUCACUUUCACUUUCAGAGGUUAGACAUAAUGACAGUGUGAGAAAAACCAAGUUCUUUACAGUGCUGUUUUUGUCCUCCUUAAACCGUAUUCUGUAUCCAAACAGAAAUAUACAAUUUCAUGUAUAAAAAUACUUUGACAGUGUCACUCUGGAGUAAAUCAUUACAGCAUUUAACGUGGAGCAAAUCUGCAGGAGCAGCGAAACUUUAGAUUAAAAAAUAAAAGCUUUCACUUUUGA
Molecule: messenger RNA, 1821 nt
Organism: Tachysurus fulvidraco (yellow catfish)
Lineage: Eukaryota; Metazoa; Chordata; Actinopteri; Siluriformes; Bagridae
Product: DLA class I histocompatibility antigen, A9/A9 alpha chain-like
Exons: 6
Coding region: 239-1309 (356 amino acids)
Biological process (GO): immune response
Cellular component (GO): external side of plasma membrane
Source: RefSeq, a predicted model, not a curated record